ACAAAGCAACUGAUAAAGCAACUAAUAAAGUAGCAGACAUGGUCGUGCGUCAGAUCGAUUUCAUGCGAGCGCAUGAUUCUUCAAUAAUUAAUAUGACGUCACCUAAUCCGACAUUUAAUGGCAUGUUUUUCGGAAUUGGUGUUGCUGCGGGUAUAAUUGUCAUCAUCUUUUUAGCCUUUGCUGGAUUUUUGUUAUAUAGGAGAUUUAAACCAAAAUACAUUCCGACACCUGGUAGCGAUCAAAGACCGCGAUCUGAAGAAUAA
This is a messenger RNA of Dentiscutata heterogama, 263 nucleotides long. NCBI's taxonomy places the organism in Eukaryota, Fungi, Glomeromycota, Glomeromycetes, Diversisporales, Gigasporaceae. The record is from the annotation of a GenBank genome assembly.